Messenger RNA from Labrus bergylta (ballan wrasse), 3031 nucleotides. Lineage: Eukaryota; Metazoa; Chordata; Actinopteri; Labriformes; Labridae. The record is from RefSeq and is a predicted model, not a curated record.
GUAUUAGAGUUAGAGGGGAGAGAGAGAGUAGUAUUAGAGUUAGAGGGGGGAGAGAGCGAGAGCUGCUGUAAUCCUCUGCCUAUAAAGCAGCGCAGCAGAGCGAGGCAGCCUCAGUGUGAAGGAUGGGAGAUCAAACGGCGCCGUGGUCCUCCGCUCUGAUGACAGAUGGAGCAUCCUUCGGUCUGAGCAGCAGCAGCACCCAGCAGGAUGACGCCUGGUCCCCUCGCCCUCUGCUGCCUCCCACUCCUCCUCCUCUCCGCUCUCUCUCUCACUCUCUCACAAGGUUAUUUAACGGUCUCCAUUGACCCCCUCCCUCACGUCGUCAUCGGAGACACGGUGACUCUGAAGUGUAACUUCCAAACGGAUGGGAACCUGCGAGAGAUCGUGUGGUUCCGGGUGAGCACGCAGGUGACUGAAGGAGGCAACGCAAAGCAGAAGAUUUUCACCUACGAUGCCAUGUACAACACCAGCUACUCUCACCUGGAGGACAACAAGAAACGGGAGGACCUGGUCUACAGGUCCACUGUACGUCUCCCCGAGGUGCAGAUGGAGGACGAUGGCCUGUACGAGUGUCACGUGGGGAUCUACGACCGGCGCUCCAGAGAUAAAGUGAUCCUCGCCUCCGGCAGCAUCAUCCUCACUGUCAUAGUGCCUCCAAAGUCUAUCUCUGUGGUGGCAGCCGACAGCCCGGCUCCUUUCAGCCGCUACGAGGCCCAGAACUUCUCUCUGGUCUGCAUUGUGACAGGAGCCAAGCCGGCCCCCGUGGUGUACUUUAAGCGGGAUGGGGAGCUUAUCGAUGUGGUUCCACCUGGCCAGUCUCCCUCUUCAAAAGGAGAACAAAACAAGAAACCAGGAAAGAGCCGGGGACGGAGCCGAGCGGGACUCCUGAGCUCUCAGAUCCACGUCAGCCGAGACCUGGACGACACCAAACUCCAGAAGUCCCCGUCCCCGCCCGAGAAGCAGGGCAAACCGGCCCGGCUCGGACAAGACGGACCCGAACCGGGCCGGGAGCAAGCGCCCCAGCCGGGCCCGGAGCAGACCACCGAGGUGAUCCCGGAGACGGUGGUGAGCUGGGAGUUUCCCCGCUGGGUCCAGAGCAGUGACCCACUAUACUACUUCCAGCACCGACAGCAGGCGGUGGGCGACGGCACCAUGGAGGUGAGAGCCAUGCUGACCUGGAGCCUGAACCCCCAGCUGGACAACGAGGCUCUGUUCAGCUGUGAGGUCAACCACCCGGCUCUGUCCAUGCCCAUGCAGGCCGAGGUCACACUGGCUGCUCCCAGAGGACCCAAGCUGUCCAUGACCCCCGAUCGAGCCACAGUGGGGGACACAGUGCGGAUCACAGUCCAGGGCUUCCAGCUCGGACCCUCAGCGAGCGAGGUGUUCCCUGAGCCCAUGUUCACCUGGACCAGAGUCGGGGGUCGUCUCCUGGAUGGCAGCGAGACUCAUGACGGACGAGAACUCGUCCUGGACAGAGUUCCUGCUGAGCUCAACGGCUCCAUGUUUCGCUGCACGGCCGAGAAUCCUCUGGGCUCCACGGACACACACACGCGCCUCAUAGUGUUCGAAAACCCAAGAUUAAAGAAAGGAAAAGAACGUUUUGUUGCCAUCGAUGCAGCCGUCAUUCAGCGCUCCCUCACAUUAACCUCCAUGUUGCUGCUGCUGAGCUUCACCUUUGAGCUGACGUGACCCGAGGCCCUGCUGCUCCACCUCCAACCUCCCACCUCCACUUACCUGAGGAACCUGCUCUCCCCCCCCCCUGGCUGUAGCCUACGCUCCGAGCUGCUGAAACAUAAAGAGUGCUGCAGCGCUUUACAUUUAGAAAGAGGAGAUACAGCAUCAGACAGAACAAAAGGUCCAGAUGCCUCUCUACAUGCCGUCACACUGUGAGACUGCGCUGAUGGAUUACUAUAGCUCAAGUCACUGAUCACAAGGACAAGCUCGCACAGCGUCACACCGAAGGAGUUCUUUGAUGUAGAGUGUGUGAUUUCCCUUUUAAAUUGUCUGCAGAUUCCAGGGAAUAAUGGCACAGGAGAAUGCUGGUCCUGAAAGUCUGCUUAGCCAGCUCUCAUGCACAACUCCAGACUGGAUGAAUCAUCACUAGUGUGCUCAUUAUACGCCUCUCAAGAAGCUAUGAUUUAUACAUUCAAAAAACCCCCGCUCAACAUGACUUUAAUUAUAAAUCUCCUGACUAAAAGGUACCCAAAGUUUUGAAAUUGGAAUAACAAAAGGAAAAUACCUUUUUGUUGAGGAGUAACAUCCUUCUUUUCACCAGAAAUAGACUUUACAUCGCUGCCUUCAAAACCCCCGGACUCCACUGACAACAACAGAAAACGUAUGUUCCUGUUAGGGGAUGUUGUUCUUUACCUGCCGCCUCCAUCGCAUUGUUCAGGACGUCUCAAAGUGUGGCGCUCGCCCCCCUGUGGGGACACGGAGAGAUUUCAGGAGGGGGGAACAGGUAGUGUGCAGUGUUUCUCACCUAGGUGGGCCGCCCAGGUUUAUAUUUUCCACUCAUACGAUCGGCAUUUAAGACCAAUGAACUAGAAGGUGAUUGCUCUCCCUCGCUCUGUGUCCUUCAUACAUGUUGCAGGUGUGUUCACUCUGCAGGUGACCAGAGAGAGAAAGAGAGGGAUAGCCUCUGUUAAGGCUCUUUGAAUGUUUGAUUUGUAGCAGUGCAACGUCUGUUUUGCUUUGUGCAGCUGCUUGUUGCCGAUGUGAUUCUGCUGUCUCACUUGGUUUUUCUUUAUUAUCCCAUAUGCUCUUUUUGUAAAGCGUCUCCAGAUAACACUUGUUAUGAAUUGGCAGUAUACAAAUGAUGAUUGAUUAAUUGAUUGAUUCUGCUAGGUAAAAAUGUUGUUUUUGUCAAUGGAGUCUGGUGGUUUGGAACAGAGCAUUUUGAAAGGUGUUUCUGUUUUUUUAAAAAGGUCCUCACUCUUAAAGCUCCCAAAUUAUGCAAAAAACACUUCACCAUGUUCCUCUAACUCUAAUAUGUGUCUCUAGUCUGUCUACAAACCCCCCAAUCAUGAGUAAA